CGAGUAAGAGCACAUAGAUACAAUGAUUUGAUCGAUUGUACUACGUACCAAGGGACUCUGUAAAAAGAUUUGAUCUGAUUUAACCGAGUUAAUCCAGGAUGUAGGGAGAGAAGACGUCACAUACGAUACGACCACCAACUCUAUUAGCUCUCUUUUAAUAAUAGACACUCUUCGAACCAUAGAAAUUAUUCUUGCUUCCGGAAAUGCCCCACGUCUCGCGGCCUCGCGCGCCUUUUAAACCACACCACUGCCUCUCCACGCUCUCACAUCACAUUUGUUCAGCUAGUCCAACUACGAGAAAGAAGAGGAUAUACACGCGAUGGGCUCGUCACCUCACGUCAAAUUCCUCAUGAUGGUGAGCCGACUUGUCGUGGACAACUUCUUUGGGGUCUUUGCGGUGGCCGUCGCUGCCGCCGUGGUCGGGAGGGCGUGGCUCAUUCGCCCCGAAGAGAUCCUAGACCAGAUGCUCACCUUGCCGCGUGUCUACGUCUUCUUGGCGGUGAUCCUGGCGGCGGCCCUGGAGAAGAUGCGGCGCAUGCGGCGGCUGCGGGAUGUGUACCUCGUGGAGUACGGAUGCUUCCGGCCCAAGCCCUGCUACCGCACGCCGUUCGCCACGUGUCUGGAGCAUGCGCACCUCAUGCCGUACCUCGUCGACGAGGAGAGCGUCGCCUUCGCGAUGCGGCUGCUCGAGCGCUCCGGGCUCGGCGAGGAGACAUGCGUGCCGGACGCGUACCACUACAUGCCCCCGGACCGCAGCCUCAAGGCGUCCCGGGACGAGGCCGAGCUGGUCAUGUUCGCCGCCGUCGACGAUGUGUUCGCCAAGACGGCCGUGAUCAAGCCAGCCGACAUCGACGUGCUCAUCGUCAACUGCAGCAUCUUCACGCCGGUUCCGGUGUUUGCUGACAUGGUCGUCAACAAGUACAAGCUCCGCUCCGACGUGAAGAUCAUGAACCUGUCGGGGAUGGGGUGCAGCGCUGGGCUCGUCUCGGUCGGCCUGGCCAGGAAAAUCCUCCAGGUGGCGCCGGCAGGCACGCGCGUGCUGAUAGUGUCCACGGAGAUCCUCUCGUCGCAGUACUACGUCGGCACGGAGCGUGCGAUGCUGCUGCCCAACUGCCUCUUCCGCAUGGGCGCCGCGGCCAUGAUCCUCUCCAACUCCCCGAGUGAGGCGCGGUUUCGUCUCCGGCGCGUGGUGCGCACCGUCACCGCCGCACGAGACGCCGACUACCGUUGCGUGUUCCAGGAGGAGGACGACAAGGGGAACACCGGCAUCCGCCUCUCCAAGGACCUCGCCACCACUGCCGGCUACGCGCUCAAGAACAACAUCGCGGCUUUCGGGCCCCUCGUCCUGCCGGCCACGGAGCAGCUCCUCGUCGCGCUGUCCCUGCUCAAACGGAGGCUCCUAAGAGGGCGCGCCAAGGUGAGGCUGUAUCGCCCGGACUUCCGCACUGCGUUCGAGCACAUCUGCAUCCACGCGGGCGGGCGUGGCGUGAUCGACGAGGUGCAGGACGGCCUCGGCCUCUCCGACGACGACGUCGAGGCGUCGCGGAUGACGCUGCACAGGUUCGGCAACACAUCCAGCAGCUCGGUCCUCUACGAGCUGGCGUACCUGGAGGCCAAGGGCCGGAUGAAGAAGGACGACAGGGUGUGGAUGAUCUCCUUCGGUGCCGGAUUCGACUGCAACAGUGUCUCGUGGGAGUGCGUCAAGCCGGCCGGCGACGCCGACGGGCCGUGGGCCGAGUGCAUCGCCCGCUACCCCGUGCAGCUGCCCGAAAUCGACAAGGACAUCAGGACAACACUGGCUUCAACUGUUAAAGUAUGGGGCAACGAGUUUCGGCGGUGAAGGCAGUACACCUUUGUUUGAAAACUCGCUCGGCGUGCAUGCGCUGCUUACGGCAUUGUUGUACUGCACCUAUUUACCCUAUGUUGCAGGUUGUAGAGGCUGAGCUAUUGUUUUUGAGAAAAAAAUUCCUCAAUUUAAGAGUAUAUUUUUUCGGAAAUGUUAACGC
Messenger RNA from Triticum aestivum (bread wheat), 2006 nucleotides. Its product is annotated as 3-ketoacyl-CoA synthase 5. Gene Ontology annotation, cellular component: membrane. The transcript has 2 exons. NCBI's taxonomy places the organism in Eukaryota, Viridiplantae, Streptophyta, Magnoliopsida, Poales, Poaceae. Bases 320 to 1840 code for a protein of 506 amino acids. Gene Ontology annotation, molecular function: acyltransferase activity, transferring groups other than amino-acyl groups. Gene Ontology annotation, biological process: fatty acid biosynthetic process. The record is from RefSeq and is a predicted model, not a curated record.